Messenger RNA from Neofelis nebulosa (Clouded leopard), 3826 nucleotides. RefSeq lists its product as uncharacterized. Bases 59 to 904 code for a protein of 281 amino acids. The record is from RefSeq and is a predicted model, not a curated record. NCBI's taxonomy places the organism in Eukaryota, Metazoa, Chordata, Mammalia, Carnivora, Felidae. The transcript has 2 exons.
GGCUGGGGGAGAGCACCUGCCGCCCGGGGUCACGGGGGCUGACGGCCGGGGCGCCCGGAUGUGGCCGCGCGGCCAAGGCGGCGGGGGCGGCGCGGACGUGAAGACCGCCAGCAGGCGCGGGAAGGGCUCCCGGGGCACAAGGGCUCGUCCGCGGCCCUCGCCGCUCCGCCGCUUCCCACGCUCCAACCGUCCCAGCCCCGCCGGCCGCUUCCUCGCCCUCCCCUCGUCCGCGCCGGGAAGGCCGCCUCACCUGCUCGCAGCGCCCGACUUGGCGGCCGGGGCUCCUGGCAGCGGGAAGCUGCAAGCGGAACGCAUCACGGCCACCGCAGCGCGGCGGCAGCGGCAGCCACACGGACCCGGCUUCCUGGAGGAUCCGUUCCUUUCCGGGAGCCGCACCGCCACCCGGCUCUUGCCCGUGCGCGUCACCGCCCGCUCCCGGGGCGCGCACGCCGUGGGGGCGGAGGGGAGAGAAGCGCGGCGCGAGGGGUGGGGCUGCGCCAGGGGCGGGGCCUGUGCCCCGAUGAUUGGCAUGGAGUGCAGCGCUCUUCCCAGGGUAAUGACCCGCGGGCAGCUCGCCUCUGAGAGUGCGGGAGGUGACAGCGGUGUCAGAGAAGUAAAGGGUGACAGCAGAAUUCUGCCCCCACAGCUGUGUCUGCAUCCUGUCCGUUUCCGUGUAGCUGAGUGGCCCGCCCAGCUGGAGCUCCGCGUGCCUGCCAUCCUCCCAAGCGCUUUGCUGGCGGAGCCAUUUCUAGGAGGAGAAGUCACGUCGAGUGUGGGCCCUGGCCUGGAUUAUGCCCCUCCGGUCACAGGGGAAGCCAGGUGGAUGGCAACUGUCUAUAAAGGGUCACCUACCGCUCAGGCCGUGAGUGGAAACACGGAGGGGAGGCCCCACCCAUUCUGGUGAUGUGGUGGGGCUCCCAGGAUCCCUGUGGGUGGAUGAGCCGAAGGUCUUCUGUGCACCAGGAAUGGGAGUCACUUUGUUUUCCCCUUGCCUCACAUUCUCCGUCCACCGGAAUCAGCGGAAUUUCCUGCAGGCCGGCAGUGCUCCCUGACUUCGGGAGCGGUGGCAAGGGACUGGUUUUCUUGUGCUUUCCCAACAUCUCUCCAUGACAUUUUCGCUGUUUCCCCACCUCCCAUAGUGACCCUGUGCUUGUCCCUACUGUAAUCACACAAUAAUAAGAACCACAACAAAACUCAACUCCUAUCUACUGAGCAUGUCAGCCUUAGUAAAUCUUCAAACCAUGCGGAGUAGGUAUGGUCACCGCCAUCUUAUAGUUGAAGAUAUGGAGACGUAGAGAAGUCAAGAAACUUGACCAAGGUCACCCAGCUGGUAAGUGGCUGUUCAGAACCAUGUGGACCUGCUUCACAGUCUGGAUCACUCUUGGCAAUUUCUCCCCAACUCAAUAUACCAAUCCUGUGUUCCAUCAAUUAGGUCCACCAACCGAUAUGUGUCUACAGAUUCCAACUGCCCCUACCCCCAACCCACCUAUGGGCCUGGGCACCUGGAGGGAUUCAAAAAGCAGGAAGCCAUAGCCCCUGCCCCUGCGUUCCAGAGGAGCUGGCUAAGGAGACAAGACAAAGACCAGAAAUUCACAUCCAACCUCUUUGCCACCUUUGCCAAGUCACUUCCUCUCUCGGGGCCUCAGUUUUCUUCUCUGCAAAAUGAACUGGUUGUACUAGGAGAUCGCAAGUACAAAAUCCUACUUAUCUGUGAUCAACUAAGCACAGCCCACCUAAUAAGAAGGUGGGGAUACUGGGGCCCAGGGAUUAGGACUGUCCCCAGGAAAACAGCUAGAGCAAAGCCAGAAAAGAAAACCAUGAGAUUUGAUCCUUAGAAGAAAACUGCCUGGUUACUAAUAGGACUAACACCCAAGAAUGAACCCAGUGGAGGCCCUGUAUAGGGAGGAGGCUCACUGCUUCCAGGUGCUUCUGUAGCUGACAGAGACCAGAGAGCUUCAUGCUGAUGUGGGUUUCUCCUUAGUUCUUGGGCACUGACGGAAAAGUAAGCUGCUUGCUUCUGAUCCUUUUGCUUCUACCUGUACUACAGGGUGUCCUGAGAGCAGUCAGCCUCUAGAUCUGUCAUUUAGAAGCCAUUUUCCUUAGAAGGCAGGGGCCCAGUUGGCAGGCUGCCUUCCUUGCGAGGCACCUGGGUAUAAAUGUCCACGGCUCGCGGUGUGUCCUAGAGAAGGGAGUGUUGGCAUUGGUUAUGGAGGAAGGGGAUAAGUGGCUUGUGGACAGAUUUUGUUGCAAAGUUUCUUUCUUAGUUGUGUUGCCCGUUUUCCCCAUGCUGAUAUGGAAGGCACAUUUUGAACCUGGGUGACAGUUUUUGCCCCUCCUGACCAUAUCUUGUAACAAUGGGGUAUGAGGCCACUUUAGAUUUGUGGGCCAGAAUGCCAUUUAUAUGACACUGUGCACACAUUUUCUCAAUCUGUAUGUAAAUUAUUAUCGGUAUAUAAUUAGAGCGAGGUGGGAUACUCGUCAUAAUGCCCGUUUUACAGGUGGGGACACUGAAAUUCAAGGAACUGAUGUGCUUAAAUCAUCCAGUGUGAUAUCCAGGGCAAGGUGGGCUCAAAUGGUCUUUUCUAUCUUCUCAGAGCCUGCGAACCCACACUCUCUCAUAUUUCUUUUUUCUUUUUUCUUCUCAUUCAUCCCUUUGCCCCCUUUAUACCCAAAGCUCUUCUAUACAUGGACUUCACUCACUCCUUCAACUAAUGACAUGGAAAGCCAUUGCUUUCUAUGCCCUCACUGGGCUCUCAGUUUAGGAGAGAGACGAUCAGAGGGUAGGCUUACCUCGCUUUGUCUAUUAUAAUCAUAUGAAUCUAUAUUUGCGAGGUGCUUUUAAGUUUUAGAAAUUUAAAAAAAAAUCACAGGCGUAAUUUCAUCACUGAGGAUAUGGUAGGAAGGCCAAACAGGGUUUAAAAGGGAGGGCAGCUAUUUCCCCAAACACCUCCUUUGCCGGGUACUUCACGUACAGUAACUCAUUUCUUUUCCGGGACAGCCCUGCCCGGGAGCUGUGGUUACUCCUCAGAUUGGUUAAGCAACUUGCCCAAGGUCACCCGGUUAGCAAGUCAGAUCCAGGAUUUCAAAGCAGACCCAUCUGUUCCCCAGCUACCCUUCUGUGGCUGUGGCAGAUCUCCCCACUGCCAAUCCAGCACCAUCUCUGAUUCCAGGACGUGGGGCUCAGAUGUCAUAUGGCUCCACGGUUUGAAGUGUAUCCUUGGUCCAUCUCACUGUAAAUGCCCUGAGAACAAGGCCACCCCAAAAGCUGUCCGUGUCCCAAUCUCUGGGACUUUAUAUGGUAACAGGGACUUGCAAGAGUGAUGGAUAAAGGGCCCUGAGGUGGGGAGAUCAGUCUGACUUAUCCAGGUGGACCCUUGUAAUCCCAAGGUCCUUCCAGGGGGAGGUGAGAAGGUAGAGGAGGAAGGAGGAGAGGUGAGGGGGGAAGCAAGAGGGUGAAGUGAGGGGAAGGGGCUAGGAGACAAAGGAACACGGGUCACCUGCAGAAGCUACAAAAGGCAAGGAAACAUUCACCCCGAAAGCCUCCAGAAAGACCCCUCCAGGUCGACAGCUUGUCCAGUGAAACUGACUUCAGACUUCUGGCCUCCAGAACUCCAGUAAGACCCUGUUUGUUCUUUUAAGCUUCCAUUUUGUGGUCCUUUGUUAGAGCAUCCAGAGGAAACUGAUACAAGUACUACUUACCCACUUAAGAGAAUACCUAAAGCCUUUAAAGAGUGUCCUUUUAUAUGUAAAUGAUCUACAGCAAUUCAUUGUAUGCCAAAGCCAAGACCGGCUCUUGGAUAUUUGAAUUAAAAAUCAUUAAAAAACA